Messenger RNA from Rattus norvegicus (Norway rat), 9911 nucleotides. It is a transcript of the gene Slc9a7, whose product is annotated as solute carrier family 9 member A7. The record is from RefSeq and is a predicted model, not a curated record. Gene Ontology annotation, cellular component: plasma membrane; recycling endosome membrane; membrane. Gene Ontology annotation, biological process: sodium ion transmembrane transport; sodium ion transport; proton transmembrane transport. Lineage: Eukaryota; Metazoa; Chordata; Mammalia; Rodentia; Muridae. Gene Ontology annotation, molecular function: antiporter activity; sodium:proton antiporter activity.
UGCUAAGGACAGGUCUGGAGACCUUGCAAUGAAUUGAUCCAAGUUGAUGUUUCUUGCCAGGAGGGAAUGACCUCUGCCGUUCCAUUUAGGUAGCGUGGCAGCUGCUACUCAGGAACUGGCUAACCUACCUCAGACAGUCUGACCAGGUACUCCUAGACAGGGCCAGCAGCUUAGCGCGGCGGAAGGACUGGCCGCCCGCCGGACAGAGGGGAGGAUAGAGCUCGCCCCGCCCGGACAGCCGGGUGGCCUUGUCGCUCCUCUAGGCGGGGGACGAACAGGUGCGCGGGCGGGGGGCGGCGCUUGGGGAUCCUGCGCACUGCGCGCGCCCCUCCCCCGCAGCUUGGCGCAGCCCCGGCUAGGCGCUAGCAGCGGGAGGAGGAGCUGCGGCCGUGGCCACCGGGGUUAGUCCGCCGCACCGCGGGAAGCUGCCGACGGCGCGGGCUCUUGCUGGUCCCCGCGUGGAAAAGGCACGGGCGACCGCGGAGUCAUGGAGCCUAGUGACGCGGCGCGCCCGGGUCCCGGCAGAGCUGUUCCGGGGCUGUCGCCGCGGCUGCUGCUGCUGCCACUGUUGCCCAUGCUGCUGGGUCGGGGGCUGCGGGCUGGGGCCGCGGCCUCCUCCUCUGGGGCGGCGGCUGAGGACAGCAGCGCCAUGGAGGAGCUUGCCACUGAGAAGGAGGCGGAGGAGAGCCACCGGCAGGACAGCGUGAGCCUGCUCACCUUCAUCCUGCUGCUCACCCUCACCAUCCUCACCAUCUGGCUUUUCAAGCACCGCCGGGUGCGUUUCCUUCACGAGACCGGACUGGCCAUGAUCUAUGGGCUCAUUGUUGGAGUGAUCCUGAGGUAUGGCACCCCUGCUACCAGCGGUCGUGACAAGUCACUCAGCUGUACUCAGGAAGACAGAGCCUUUAGUACUUUAUUAGUGAAUGUCAGUGGGAAGUUCUUUGAAUACACUCUGAAAGGAGAAAUCAGCCCUGGCAAGAUCAACAAUGUGGAGCAGAAUGACAUGCUGCGGAAGGUAACAUUUGAUCCAGAGGUAUUUUUCAACAUUCUGCUGCCUCCAAUUAUUUUCCAUGCUGGAUACAGCUUAAAGAAGAGACACUUUUUCAGAAAUCUUGGGUCAAUUCUGGCCUAUGCCUUUUUGGGAACUGCAGUUUCCUGUUUCAUUAUUGGAAACCUUAUGUAUGGAGUGGUAAAACUCAUGAAGAUUGUGGGCCAGCUCUCUGAUAAAUUUUACUACACAGAUUGUCUCUUCUUUGGAGCAAUUAUUUCUGCCACUGACCCAGUGACUGUGCUAGCAAUCUUUAAUGAACUGCAUGCAGAUGUGGAUCUCUAUGCUCUUCUGUUCGGAGAGAGUGUCCUGAAUGAUGCAGUUGCCAUUGUACUAUCCUCGUCUAUUGUUGCUUACCAACCAGCAGGACUAAACACUCACGCGUUUGAUGCUGCUGCCUUUUUUAAAUCAGUUGGCAUUUUCCUAGGUAUAUUUAGUGGCUCUUUUACCAUGGGAGCUGUAACUGGUGUUGUUACUGCUCUAGUGACCAAGUUUACUAAGCUGCACUGCUUCCCCCUGCUGGAGACAGCACUUUUUUUCCUGAUGUCCUGGAGCACAUUUCUCCUGGCUGAAGCCUGUGGGUUUACAGGUGUUGUAGCUGUCCUUUUCUGUGGGAUUACACAAGCUCACUACACAUAUAACAACCUGUCAGUAGAGUCUCGAAGUCGAAGCAAGCAGCUUUUUGAGGUGUUACACUUCCUGGCUGAGAACUUCAUCUUCUCCUACAUGGGCCUGGCUCUGUUCACCUUCCAGAAGCACGUUUUCAGCCCCAUUUUCAUCAUCGGAGCUUUUGUUGCUAUCUUCCUGGGUAGGGCUGCACAUAUCUACCCACUCUCCUUCUUCCUCAACUUGGGCAGAAGGCAUAAGAUUGGCUGGAAUUUUCAACACAUGAUGAUGUUUUCAGGCCUGAGAGGAGCGAUGGCAUUUGCACUGGCCAUUCGUGACACAGCAUCCUAUUCCCGCCAGAUGAUGUUCACAACCACGCUGCUCAUUGUCUUCUUCACUGUGUGGGUCAUUGGUGGAGGCACGACACCCAUGUUGUCAUGGCUCAAUAUAAGAGUUGGUGUUGAUCCAGAUCAAGACCCGCCACCUAACAACGACAGCUUUCAAGUCUUACAAGGGGAUGGCCUGGAUUCUGUUGGAGGAAGCCGGACAAAGCAGGAAAGUGCAUGGAUAUUCAGGCUGUGGUAUAGUUUUGAUCAUAAUUACUUGAAGCCAAUUCUCACCCACAGUGGUCCCCCACUAACCACCACUCUCCCAGCCUGGUGUGGCUUGAUGGCUCGAUGUCUGACCAGUCCCCAGGUGUAUGAUAACCAAGAGCCACUGCGAGAAGAUGACUCUGAUUUCAUCCUGACGGAAGGUGACCUCACCUUGACCUAUGGAGAUAGCACUGUGACAGCAAAUGGCUCCUCAAGCUCCUACACAGCCUCCACGAGUCUUGAGUGUGGUCGGAGAACAAAAAGCAGCUCUGAGGAAGUGCUUGAGCGAGACCUGGGAAUGGGAGACCAGAAGGUUUCCAGCCGGGGAACUCCCCUUGUGUUUCCACUGCAGGAAAAUGCAUGACUUACCUAUAAAUCCUGAGGGAUCAGGGAGGCUCUCAUAAGGGUGAGGAUGGUCAAAUGCCCCAGUGUGUUUGAUAUGUUACAUUGACUGUGUUAAAACUAAUGCUUGCUUCAACGGGGCUUGAAACUCUCUUACCACUCAAAACUUAACCCAAGACUCAGAUGACGAAGCUGAAGUGUCUCUAAAUUAAAGACAAAUGUAGACCUAUUCCCACUUUUUCACAUAGUAGUACACUGUUUCAGAGUUAAACAAAACAAUAGCAUGCUUUAAUGGUCUCUCACUUCAUCCUCCUGUAGCAUCUGAGCAUGGUGGGUUGGAUAAGGGGCUUCAUCGCUACGCUAUAGUGCCAGUCUAGCUGGCCCAAGAAACAUCAAGUUGGGAGGACAUGUUAGACAAAUGACAGUGAAGAAAGAAAGUGGGAUCAGAAUUCCAGUGGUGCCAGAUGCUGGCGUUGCACCAGAUCAUCCUCCUGUCACAGUCUUGCCUAUUCUACUUGUGUUGCUCCUAGACUGAGGAUUAGGAAGUAUGUCCAUAGGCUGGGGCCUUAGCUCAGUGGGAGAGUACUAGAGUACUUGCUGUAGCUCACCAGACCCUGGGUUCUACCCCAGCACUGCAAAAAUUGUGUGUAUGUGCACAGGGGUUUUCCAAGAGCAUUUCAAUAUGGAGGUGGGCGGGGGUGGGGGGAGAAGUCUAGUUCCUUCUCUGGAAAUCUUUAUAAAAGAGUUACUGAAAUGUUUAAAACCAAAGGCAAAUCAUGUUCUGUUCUUCUGUUUUCAUUAAAUGAGGACUGGAGGUACUAGGAAACUGCUGAUGAUAUCAUGGCAAUACUUAUUUGACUUUUGAGGCUACCAUGUGAGCCCACUGUCUAGAAGGUAUCAGAUAUGAACUGAGAUGUGUCCACCACAGGGUUUAAGGUAACAUAGAUAUUGCUGUUUUCUGGGGGAAGAUUAGGUAGCAAGAAACAGAAGAGACCGUAGACUAUAGUUUGAGGAAAGAGAUUUUAAUGUGAAAAAUAACCUGUAAAGAAAAGAAAAGAUGGAAGUCUUUAUUUUUAUUUUACAUAAAUUUUACUUUAAAACAUCCAAAAGAGAUAAUUCCAAAAUCACACUACAUAGAAUAUGGAACUUGCUUUGUUAUAAAUUAUGAAAAUAUGUAUGUUCAAGUAAACACUGAGUUUCCAAUGCCAACUAUUUCUAUGACAAAAACUUCAAUACUUAUAAUUACUUCCCCAUUGUUACUAUUUUCAACACCUAGAAGAUGAAAAUCAUUCUGGUGCUUUGUUUCAACCUGAACUUUUGUUACUAAAAAUACAUAUCCAGAGCUUUUUAAAUGAGUUAGUAUUUCUGCUUUCAGAAUAGACAGGAAAGUCCAAAAACAAAACAAGAAAACAAACAAACAAAAAAACCCAAAUCUGACUUUUUAAAACUAUUAGGUAACGGGCAUUUUGACCACAUUUUCUUUUGUGAAAUUUGAUAAAUCCAAGAAUCGAAGAUGAGUCAUCUCUUUGUGUGUGAGUUGGUGUUGGUCAAGGAGCAUCCACUGCAGCAACCUUCCUGUGGACCAGGUCUUGUUGCUAUGCUCCAGUUCUGAGUUUGAACCUUUUCUUCCAGCCUGACUUUUCUUUCUUCAGGAAUUAUGUUUGAUAUAUUCAGCUAUGUUCUGAUAGAUUAUGUCUGCCUAAAGUGUGAAGUAGAAGCAGGAUGAGGUUUAAUCAGAUUUACCCUGUGAAUGGGAGAACUUCUGGACAUACUAUGGGGAUUCCUUUGCUGUGGACAAUGAAUUGCCCUAAGAUUCUCCAAAUCAGAGCUUCUCAAGAAAGUGUUACAAAGUUUCACAUCAUCUGAGUUCUAGUGGUCAAAAACAGUACUAUUUUUAAAAUGUUGCUUUAACCAACUGGCUUUUUCUUCAUAGAAUGCCUUUUUCUUCAAUCCCAGAUGAAACCCAACAUCUGUAAAACUUAUUUGCCUAAAAGUUCUUUUCAUGGUGGUGAAGUUGUAGCAGUGUCACAAGCAGUAGUGAGCAGCUGCUGGAAAUGCUGCUCUUCUGAUCAAUUCUUUACAUUGUUGAAUCUCUAACUCCAGCUUCCCAAGUUUCUUGGAUGUUCAGUCUUGUCAUGAAAAUACAGUUUCAUCAUUCAAAUCUUCUCAUCAUACACUGUGUGACUUGGUUAUCAAGUUUUCUAUGAAAAUUCAAUAUUUUCUACCAUUUUCUUGUGCUUUUAAAUUGCGCUCUCAAGAUUUUAUGGGAAAGGCCCCACAUGAUCAGUCUGGCCAUCUCCCUAGUAUGGUCUUCUGUCAGGUAAUUCCCUGUAUCAUCUGCUGUUUCUCUGUGUUUCCUUUUAAGGGGGAGAAAUUCAACAUUCUCCAUUAGAAUUUGUUGCUGAUGAUAUUCAUAAUCAUUCAGAUGAAUAGUUUCCUUUUUGUACCUCACUUUUGUUUUGCCCAUUCUCUGGGAGCCUAUGUUUACAUCCAUUCUCCUCGAAGAAUUCAUAAUGACUGUGAUUGAUUUUCAUUCUUCUCAUUCAUAAUAAGUUGAGAGAACAGGCCUUUAUAUAGACGUGCCCUUGUUCUCUGUAUGGGUGUGCUAAAUAGCUUAGCCUGCAACAUGUACUUUGUAAAUUCUGUACAUCAUCUUUCUACAUUUUCAGUAGAUUCUUGUUCCUUCAUUAUAAGCCUCCCUCCCCUGAAGUCUAGCACUUCCCUCCUGGAGGAUUCUAGUUGUUCCCUGAGUUGCUUAGCAGGUCUGCAGAUGACCCACAGCACCUCCCAGCUUCAGAUUCAGCGUUUUCACAUUUUCUUAAGGUACAAGGUUUCUCCUGUGAGGGACGAGCAGCUCACCCAGAGUUUAAAACAGAAACUAUACUUUAUUCUUUCUUUGUCCUUUAACUCUUGGAUUCUCCAUGUAAUUAAUGAAAAUGUAGUCAACUCUUGAUCAAGAUAUGGAAGGGUCAAUAUUCUCUUUUUUGUAUACUAAGUGAGAAAGGCCUUUGCCAUUGAGAAUAAGCUUGUUUAAGACAUCUUUAUUUCCUAGGUAUACUGAGAGAUACUUUUGCCUUCUGCCAUCAGACCUGGAACCAUCACAUUCAUCCAGUCUCCAUCAUUGGGAUAUCUGAUAAGCCCAUUAUAGCAAUGAAACUCUUAGAACAGUUGCUGUGAUAAAACAUCUCCAUCAAGGUCCCAGAGCUGCAGAGUCAAUACCACCUUCUGCAGUCCUAUUAGCAGUACAGGCACCAAAGCGACAUACUGGAGCUGCCUGUUUCUCUAGCAUUGGUGAGGCCAGUUGUGUUUUGUAGAAGUCUUAAGACCUGAAAAGAAUGUCAGACAUUGAACUGAUGCAUAUAUGCAAUCUUAGUUGCUGCAUGAGGAAAAGGGAACAAAGUAAUGGAACAUAACCUGGUAGAAAAAUUCUGUUUUCUAUAAGUUUAGGAACUUGUGUGUUUUAAUGCUGAGUGCCAUGUAAAGAGAGGUCAUUUUUUUGGUAGAGAGGCUACUGCACCAGUUUAAUAUGGACAUGGUUUGAAAUGUAGCAUUUUGGUUUAAAUUCUUUCUGGAUGAGCUAUCAUACAUUGCCUAUGUUAAAGUAGGUAAAGUAAUGAAAGAAAUAUUGGAAAGAGUUUUUUCCCAUGUCUUACAGUGCUAGCAGUUUUGGUUGUCUAGUUUCUAAAAGAUGCUUUUGUAACAUGGUGUAUUUUUCUUGUUGUGUACAGGAAAGAAUAAUGCCCCACAAGCACUAGGACAUCACUAGUGACAUUUAACCCUCUUAGCAGCCUAGUCUUAGCAUAAUCCUGUUGUGUUUCUCUUAAAGGGUCUUAUAAUCUUCAUUACUUUGACACAGUAAAAUAUGAAAGUAUUGGUAAUUGCCAAGACAACAAGAAAACUAGGAUUUUGAUUAUUUGAGUCUUUGUUCAGUGAAUGAAAGUGAAUUAUUUUGAUACAUGGUCCUGAUCUUUGCUUACAAAAUCUAGAGACUCACCCUGACUUCCCAGGAGUCACCCACAAAAAUGAAGCUACUUGUAGAAUACAAUAAAGUGUUGUUCCCAGAUUGCAUGAAGAAAAGUGGGAUGCCACCAAGCCCAUAAAUUGCCUACUUCAAAGCCAGCUGCCUGUUGCCAGAUUGGAAUUGCUGAGCAAUGGUCACAUUUGUCUGAGAAGUCAUCCAAGUCAUCCUUCACACAUGUUCAUUCUGACUUGAGGGAGAUGACAGUUAAUGGAAUGCAGAAGGAUUGAGAGCCUUUUAGAUAAAGUUUGUAAGGAAUCCUGUUCGAAAGGAUGCUUAGUUGAAGGAAUGACCUACUAAGUUAAGUGAUUGUUUAUUUUGUAAUAGUUAGUGACAAAAACACCCCAAACUGAUUACUAAUGCAGACUAAGUCACUGUAGAACUUUUGUGAUCAUUUGUCAGAAUUGAAGGUUGUCUUCUAUAUGAAAAUAGACUUGAAGGAGAAAAGGAGGGUGAGUAUUCACAUAGAGGACUUUCAAACUUUUCAUCUUCAUUUUAACUUGUGGGUAGGAAAGGGAGGAUUUGUCUUUGACUAAUCAAGCUGCUGCAUAUUCAGACACAAAGAUGCUGGGAAGCUGUCAUUUCAGUUCAAUAUGGAAUGAAAUUAGUAGUCCGUUUUUGUGGGCAAACUUUGUUCUUUUAGUUCCCAUGUCUUAUUCUGCAGAAUAAGAGUGGUCCCAUUUACUGCUAGCACCAUAGGGAGGGAUAACUAUCAUCACAUACCAGAAAUGAUAUAGCUCUAACAGAAAGAAUGUAAAGACCCACUCAUUCCCUUUCAUAAUCCUGUGGGAACUACUCGGAAUCCUAAGCUUUCCUAGAGAAGGAAAUCCCACACUUAAAGGAAGCUGUGUGUUUCUUCUGUGCAACACCAUAGACUGGGCAUAUCAACUCCAAUCAUCCAGUAUUUCCUAGGAUGACCAUGUUGCCCUGGAGCCAAACAAACCACACUAUGAUAUCAAGUGUCUUAUUAAGCAAACAGCAAGGAGCACCCUGGGUUGGACCCCCUAGACCUCCAAAUGCCUUGUGUUUCCAUAGACAAAUAAGAUCUCUUUUGAGAAAAAAAAAGUUAUCUCAGCUGUAAGUGAGCUACUCCAUCCAGGGCAAAGAUCUGCCUCAUAUUUGUUCUGGCAUAGAUUAUCUUCUGCCUUGUCUCCAGUGGGAGUGAAUGUAAUCAUGUCAUAUAUUUAAUGUGAACCACUGGUUCUCAGGUACAGAGACACCACUGAGAUCAGAAGACAAUUGUGUAACCUGCCUUAUUCUCAGUAUAAGUUCUAAGAGAAUAAAAGUAGCUAAGAGCUGACAGCAUCAUCUAUCUAAAAUGUCAUUUGCAGGGAGGGCUGCUAAGGUGGCACCUUGCUAAACUGAUAGUUAUAUUGGGUGUCUUAGUCAGGGUUUCUAUUAGUGCACAAACAUCAUGACCAAGGAGCAAGUUGGGGGGGAAAGGGUUUAUUCAGCUUACACUUCCACAUUGCUAUUUCAUCACCAAAGAAAGUCAGGACUGGAACUUAAGCAGGUCAGGAAGCAGGAGCUGAUGCAGAGGCCAUGGAGGGAUGUUUCUUACUGGAGGGAUGAUGCUUCCCCUGACUUGCCCAGCUUGCUUUCUUAUAUAACCCAAGAUUACCAGUCCAGGGACUGCACCACACACAAUGGGCUGGGUCCUCCCACCUUGGCCACUAGUUGAGAAAAUGUCUUACAGCUGGGUCUCAUGAAGGCAUUUCCACAACUGCGGCUCCUUUUUCUGUGAUAACUCCAGCUUGUGUCAAUUGACACGGAAAAACUAGCCAGUACACUGGGGCACAUGGGUUUGACAGUCUCACACCUGCCUUUUGAUGUUGACUCGAUUGGGGUGGGGCAGUCUGUCUCAUGCGUGCUGAAUGGGAGCUCUUUUGUUGUUUUUAAGUGAGACUGGCUUGCUAGCAUCAGCUGCUGUCUUCUGAUGUAGUAAGUUGAAUCUAGUAGCCAAGAGUUUACUUUAGAAACAAUAUAUCGGAAUGCUGCCUUUAUCUCUUUGAUACCUAAAAUGACACCCCCCCCCAUUAAAACCUGGUUUGAAUAAUCCAUAGAGGAGUAUCAUAGGAAUGAGUGUGCUUAUGUCAAACCAUAAAACCAUUUUUUGACAAUACUUUCAAAACAGGACCUAAAAACAACAUUUUUCCACUUUCAGUUUUCAUAAACAUUUAUUGAAGUAGAAGAUACACCUUAUCACCAAUUGUUGACAAAUUAUGAAGAGUAAAAUCAAAAAUUUUUUAGUGUUCAUUUUAUUUUCCUAAGCAGGGUAUGCUAUAUGUAUGCUAUAACUGUGGCCCAUUAGGAACAUAUGAGCAGCCAUGUUUUGUCCACCCAAGCAUUGGGUAACAUUACAAGGAGGGUCUGUCGGCUGUGCUGCUUUUUGAGAAGGCCUGAAGUAGAAAUGAGAGUACACAGCAUAGGGCAUCUUCGUCUCAUGUCACCAUUAGAAGGACACAAGAGAAUAUCCCAGUCCCAGUCCACCUUCAACUCUUGGCCAGUGGAAAUUUGUCUAGGCCUGUGUGUGCUAAAACAAAACAAACAAACAAACAAAAAAAAAAAACCCUGAAACUGAAAAGGAAGCAGAGACUUGCUUGAAGCCCUGAAGGUUGUUUUUGAAAGCACUUUCAGAAACCAACUGUCCUUGUGUUCAUGGAUAACUGCAUGGGUGUCUUGGGGAUGAUUUUGAUGACUCCACUUGCAGGCCUUAGAGGAACAGAGGAUGCUUUUCCAUUUUGUGGAUAGUCAAUCUGUGGAUGUAUACGUUAAAUAAAAGCAUUCGCUUAAAGUGUAACUUCACAGCAGGUCCGUUGCCUCCUAGGUUUUCUUUUCUUUUUAGCCUAAAUCCACCUAAUCCUCCUUUUUGGGCAUGUUUUACUGUGCUCACUAAAAUAAUUAAAUGAGCAGACCAUAAAGAUUAAUUGACUAUCUGGAAAGAAAAUUCCUAAAGUAGAAUAGGGAGAAUUUAACAUUGCAAUGAUGGGACAUUCUGGGGAACUUUUUAUAAAGAGCUGACAUAGUGUAUUUGGGGAGAAUUUUAUAGAAGAUAACAAAGUGUGUUUUAACUGUGAAAAUUAAAGAUGUGGAAUUAUCUGCAACCUUUCUGUGCAAUAGGGAAAACUGCAGUAGGAGCCUUGCUGUGCUCUCUGCCCCUCAACGAUUACUUGCACCUUCCUAGAGCUGUUUAGAUUGCUAUUGUAAAGCUAGCCUCAUGUUUCCUGUCUUUUACUGAUACUUAACGUGUUUUCUCUAAGCUUCUUUUUUUAUAAAAUUCAAAAUAAAAAGAUUAACUGGCUGA